AUGGUGGACGAGGCGUUGUUUUUGCUUCUCCAUAAUGAGAUGGUGUCCGAAGUGUACAAGUCCGCCGAGCAGGGGGAUGUGGAAAAUGGACGAUGCAUUACUAAGCUGGAAAACAUGAGGUGAGUGGGACAAGGAUUGAUAGAAUGGUUUACGAAAGAUACUGCAAAGUUCAAGGAUGAAUCAGACAUCAUGAAGUUCAUAUGUAAAGAACUUUGGACUACAGUAUUCAAGAAACAAAUUGAUAAUCUAAGGACAAAUCAUCAGUAUCUAGCAUUUAUAUGUGGCUUAAUCAGAGGUGGUUUGUCAAACUUGGGAAUUAAAAGUAUUGUAACAGCUGAAGUAUCUUCAAUGCCUUCCUGCAAAUUCCAGGUGAUGAUACAGAAUAAGAAGGGUGCAGAAGCUGUAGGGUGCAGGGAAACACGAGAGAGUCUACUCCUGGGCAAAGAAAACCAAUAG
Messenger RNA from Alexandromys fortis (reed vole), 456 nucleotides. RefSeq names its product trafficking protein particle complex subunit 6B-like. The record is from RefSeq and is a predicted model, not a curated record. Gene Ontology annotation, cellular component: TRAPP complex; trans-Golgi network; cis-Golgi network. Lineage: Eukaryota; Metazoa; Chordata; Mammalia; Rodentia; Cricetidae. Gene Ontology annotation, biological process: endoplasmic reticulum to Golgi vesicle-mediated transport; regulation of GTPase activity.